This is a messenger RNA of Cyclopterus lumpus (lumpfish), 7521 nucleotides long. RefSeq names its product TRAF2 and NCK interacting kinase b (gene tnikb). Bases 480 to 4682 code for a protein of 1400 amino acids. Gene Ontology annotation, molecular function: ATP binding; protein kinase activity. Gene Ontology annotation, biological process: protein phosphorylation. The record is from RefSeq and is a predicted model, not a curated record. Lineage: Eukaryota; Metazoa; Chordata; Actinopteri; Perciformes; Cyclopteridae. The transcript has 33 exons.
CGGUGCAUGCGCGUGUGUGUGCGUGUGUGCGUGCUCCUCUUUCAGUGCGCCUCUGCUGCUGCUGUGCGCUCCUGCCCGUCUUUAUCUCUCUCUCUCGCUAUCUGUGCGCGCGUGCACGAGUGUCACCACCCCCCCACCCGCCUCCGCCUCUCGUCCCCUUCUCGCGCAGUCCUCCCGGUGUCCGGUCCUGGUCUCGAGGCGUCGCGGUUGGAGGUAUGUAGGUCCGGAUCCAGCGCGCCGAGCAGCAUGUAGCAACCUGGAGCCGCCGCGCACAUCGCCUCCUCCUCCGGCUUCCUCCCCCCUCCCUCACCCCCUCCUCCCCCCUUCCUGGAGCGCGGUCGUUUCUCCUCUCGGGAAAGAAGCCUCGAGGAUUUGUUUUUAUUCUAAGGGGGUCGGCGGCGGCGGGGACGCCCGUUUAAAUGCCCCUUUAGAGGAGUGCUCGUGCGUGUUCGUGCCCGCCGCUCUGCACCUCCCGGUCGAUGGUCGUUGAGGAAGCUUCCAUCUUGAGUCUCGCUUCCACCGACGGCACCAUGGCGAGCGACUCCCCGGCGCGGAGUCUGGACGAGAUAGACCUGUCUGCACUACGGGACCCAGCUGGUAUCUUUGAGCUGGUCGAACUGGUUGGAAAUGGCACCUAUGGGCAGGUCUACAAGGGUCGCCAUGUCAAAACAGGACAGCUUGCUGCCAUCAAGGUCAUGGACGUCACAGGAGAUGAGGAGGAGGAGAUUAAAGCAGAGAUCAACAUGUUAAAGAAGUACAGCCACCACAGGAACAUAGCGACCUACUAUGGAGCCUUCGUCAAGAAGAACCCUCCGGGGAUGGACGACCAGCUUUGGCUGGUGAUGGAGUUCUGUGGAGCCGGCUCGAUUACCGAUCUGAUCAAAAACACCAAAGGAAACACUCUGAAGGAGGAGUGGAUCGCCUACGUCUGCAGAGAGAUCCUCAGGGGUCUGACCCACCUCCACCAGCACAAGGUCAUCCACAGAGACAUCAAGGGCCAGAACGUGUUGCUGACGGAGAACGCAGAAGUUAAACUAGUGGACUUUGGUGUGAGCGCUCAGCUGGACCGCACGGUGGGACGGAGGAACACGUUCAUCGGGACGCCGUACUGGAUGGCGCCCGAGGUCAUCGCCUGCGACGAAAACCCCGACGCCACGUACGACUUCAAGAGUGAUCUGUGGUCGCUCGGCAUCACGGCCAUCGAGAUGGCAGAGGGAGCGCCACCUCUGUGCGACAUGCAUCCAAUGAGAGCGCUCUUCCUCAUUCCCAGAAAUCCCGCCCCCAGACUCAAGUCUAAGAAGUGGUCGAAGAAGUUCCAGUCCUUCAUCGACAGCUGCCUGGUGAAGAGCCACAGCCAGCGGCCGAGCACCGAGCAGCUCCUGAAGCACCCGUUCAUCAGGGACCUCCCCAACGAGCGGCAGGUCCGCAUCCAGCUGAAGGACCACAUCGACCGCACCAAGAAGAGGAGGGGGGAGAGGGAUGAGACAGAAUACGAGUACAGCGGGAGUGAAGAGGAGGAUGAAGAGAGGGAAGUCGGAGAGCCCAGCUCCAUCAUCAACAUCCCCGGGGAGUCGACCCUGAGGCGGGACUUCCUGCGCCUCCAGCUGGCCAACAAGGAGCGCUCGGAGCUGAUCCGGCGUCAGCAGCUGGAGCAGCAGCAGAACGAGGAGCACAAGCGCCAACUGCUGGCCGAGAGGCAGAAACGCAUCGAGGAGCAGAAGGAGCAGAGGAGGCGGCUGGAGGAGCAACAGCGUCGGGAGCGAGAGAUGAGGAAGCAGCAGGAGCGAGAGCAGAGGAGGCGCUACGAGGAGAUGGAGCAGCUCCGCCGAGAGGAGGAGAGGAGGCACGCCGAGAGAGAGCAGGAGUAUAUCCGUAGGCAGCUGGAGGAGGAGCAGAGGCAGCUGGAGAUCCUGCAGCAGCAGCUCCUGCAGGAGCAGGCCUUACUGCUGGAGUACAAGAGGAAGCAGAUCGAGGAGCAGCGGCAGGCCGAGCGGCUGCAGAGGCAGCUGCAGCAGGAGCGAGCGUACCUGGUGUCGCUGCAGCAGCAGCAGCAGCAGGACCCUCAGCGGCCGCCGCAGGACAAGAAGCAGCUGUACCACUACAAGGACCAGGCGCCGAGCGCCAACGACAAGCCGGCCUGGGCCAAGGAGGUGAUGCGUCGCGCUCUGAGCAACUCGCCCCGCGUCCCCCCCAAGAAGUCCCACUCCUUCAGGGAGACGCGGGACGUCAACCUGGGCAACCUCCUCUUGCUCCCCGGUUACAAACCCCACCGCCGCCGCCGCCCCCCUUCCUACCCGGCCCACGUCAGUCCCUCUAGGAGUCACCUGCACGUGCCUCAGAUCCGCGUCACCUGCGUGCCUCCGCCGGGGAUGCGCCGCCAGGUCCAGGGGAGGAGCCCCGUCAGGAGCCCCGACGCCAGGGGGCGGAGCCCCGCCCGCCGGGUGGAGGAGCAUUAUAAGAUGAACCGACAGACUUCUCCUGCGUUGCAGCACAAAGUCUCAAACCGGAUCUCCGACCCGUCGCUGCCGCCGCGCUCCGAGUCCUUCAGCAGCGGCGGCAUCCAGCAGGCCCGGACCCCCCCGAUGCACCGCUCCGUGGAACCCCAGAUGGCCCACCUGGUGCAGGUGAAGAGUCACGGUCUGUCAGGCUCCCAGUCUCUGUACGACCCCCACGGCGUGUCCUCCUCCUCGGCGUCGCCCUCCCCCUCCCGGCCUCCCAUGCCCCGGCAGAACUCCGACCCCACCUCCGACACCCCUCCUCCCCCGUCCCUCUCCCGCCUGGCGCCCCCCCUCGACAAGCUGGACCGCAGCUCAUGGCUGCGGCAGGACGACGACAUGCCGCCGAAGGUUCCUCAGAGGACGACCUCCAUCUCUCCUGCUCUGGUCAGGAAACACUCUCCUGGAAACGGACCCGGCCUCGGACCUCGACCCGGAGCUCACCUUAUACGGGCCAGCAACCCCGACUUGAGGAGGACCGACACGUCCAUGGAGACGCCCAUGAAGAGGACGAGCAGCGGCAGCUCCUCCAGCUCGAGCACCCCGAGUUCCCAGGGAGGCUCCAACGAACGAGGUAAUUCAGCCGUUAAGACUGAAGGCUCAACACUUUCUUCCCAAGAGACCAAAGAUGACAGGGAGACACGACCCAGCAGGCCUGCAAGCUAUAGGAAAGCUGUAGACGAGGACCUGACGGCUCUGGCCAAAGAGCUCCGGGAGCUCCGGCAGGGCGAGGAGACCAGCCGGCCGCCCGUCAAAGUGACGGACUACUCGUCGUCCAGCGAGGACUCUCACAGCAGCGAGGACGAGGAGGGAGAGGGCGGGGCUAAUGACGGGAGCGUGGCCGUCAGCGACAUACCGCGCAUUAUGCCGGCAGCGAGUCAAGGCCCCGAGUCCUUCGGCAUGAUGGGAGGUCACAACGACGGCCACGACGACGCGUACGGAAACAGCUCCCAGGACGGCACCCUGAGGAUGCGUGAGUUCGCGAUGGGAAGCAGCGGAGGCUCCAAGUCUUCCUUCACUCCCUUCGUAGAUCCGAGGGUGUACGGGACCUCCCCGACCGACGACGACGACGACAACAUCUCGGCCUCGGCGCUGUUCACCGACGAGCUGCUGAAGCACGAGCACGAGCAGGAGCAGGCGAGGCUCAACGAGGCCCGGAAGAUCUCGGUGGUCAACGUCAACCCGACCAAUAUCCGGCCGCACAGCGACACACCGGAGAUACGCAAAUACAAGAAGCGCUUCAACUCUGAGAUCCUCUGUGCGGCUCUGUGGGGAGUGAAUCUGCUGGUGGGGACGGAGAACGGCCUGAUGCUGCUGGAUCGAAGCGGUCAGGGAAAAGUUUACAACCUCAUCAAUCGACGGCGCUUCCAGCAGAUGGACGUCCUGGAGGGGCUCAACGUGCUGGUCACCAUCUCAGGGAAGAAGAACAAGCUGCGUGUUUACUACCUGUCCUGGCUGAGGAACAGGAUAUUACACAACGACCCCGAGGUGGAGAAGAAACAAGGUUGGAUCACCGUCGGGGAGCUGGAGGGCUGCGUACACUACAAAGUUGUGAAGUACGAGAGGAUCAAAUUUUUGGUGAUUGCUCUGAAGAACGCCGUGGAGAUCUACGCCUGGGCGCCAAAACCUUAUCACAAGUUUAUGGCCUUCAAGUCGUUCACUGACCUGCAGCAUCGGCCCCAGCUGGUCGACCUCACCGUGGAGGAGGGACAGAGGUUAAAGGUCAUCUACGGCUCCAGUGUCGGCUUCCAUGUCAUCGACGUGGACUCUGGAAACCCCUACGACAUCUACAUCCCCUCACAUAUUCAGGGUCAGGUGACCCCGCACGCCAUCGUGGUUCUCCCCAAGACGGACGGCAUGGAGAUGCUGCUGUGCUACGAGGACGAGGGCGUCUACGUCAACACCUACGGACGCAUCACCAAAGACGUGGUGCUGCAGUGGGGCGAGAUGCCCACCUCCGUCGCCUACAUCCACUCCAACCAGAUCAUGGGCUGGGGAGAGAAGGCCAUUGAGAUCCGCUCCGUGGAGACGGGACACCUCGACGGAGUUUUCAUGCACAAGCGAGCUCAGCGACUGAAGUUCCUGUCGGAGAGGAACGACAAGGUUUUCUUCGCCUCGGUGCGUUCUGGAGGCAGCAGCCAAGUCUUCUUCAUGACCCUCAACAGAAGCUCCAUGAUGAACUGGUAACCUUCGACCCACAACUUCUUCUUCUUCUUCACUCUGAACAUCACCCCGACAUCCGGAGAGAAGAAGGACAAUCUGUGUGUGCGUGUUGUGUGUUUGUGGAGGAAAUCAACGAGCUGUCGAACAGACGAUUGAGCCCCCAUCCCCCACUCCCACUCCCCCCGCCCCCCCCUGUAAAGAUACCCUCCAACUGUAGGUGGCGCUGCAGGCCUCAUGGAUGGUGUCACUUCCUCCGCCUUCCGUUGGAUUGGGCAGAUGGUUGUUCUCGAGGGUCUCCAUCACGGCUUUGAAAGGACACUUUUCUGACCUCCCCCAUUGGACCGGAUGGGGCGCCGUGGAGAAGUUCUCUGUAGCACGUUAAUGAGUUCUUACCGGGGGUUCACACUGCGAGCACCACCCCGAAUCCUCUUCCACCGCUCCGUGUUAUAGUGAACGAACUGGUUGUUAACGUAGCAUCGAUGGAUGGAGAAAACUCGGGAUUGUGCUUUACUGAAGUCAGUUUAAAGGGUUCUUAAAGGAACCUGUAGUCUUUUUAAAGAACCGUUGAAAAAAACGUUUUUUUUUAAAAAAAGAAAGAAAGUGGGUCCUCUCGGGAACCCUUUUUUCUCACACUAGAGUGUAAAGCCACGGCUGAAAACUUUUACCUCAAGGUCGCUUUGCAAAGUUCUGCAAUCGAAGGGUGACCGACGUGGCCCGAGGGCCACUUUCAGUUAGAGUGGCGAGCUUCAAUCCAGCGUUUGACAUUCAUCAUCGGACAAUCUGACGAGCCUCAAAACGCGAAUUGUACAGUUGUCACGCAGAUUUAAACGUUCUUGGACUGAUCAUGCACCUUUAAAAAAAAAAAAAAAGAGAGAGAGAGAUUUUCAUAUUCAUAUUCAUGCAUUUUACAGAAACAAAAAAAAACAAAAAAAGUGGACGCACGUCAUCUUCGUCCUUUUCCUAAGAAGAAUCCAGCGUGACGCCACUGGACGAGACGUUGAAAUCGGCUUCUAAAUAUCGUGGCCCUUGUUGUCGACACCUGAUCCGCUCGCGAAGACUGAAUCUCAAUCGAUGUUUUUUAGUCUAACGUCUUGUAGCAAAACCUUCUUUUUUUUUUUCGGCUGUCGGGGAUGUUUUCCUUCGAGAAGCAAAAAGUUCUUAUCUAGAAACCCGUAAUAGUGUCGCGUUGUUUCCCUGGUGGACGGACUCCAUGACGGUGUUGCUCACAGUGUGAACACUCAUUUUGAGCGCUGCUGCUGAAACACCUUCCCCCCCCCCCACCCCCCUUUUUAGGACAGAAAAAAAAAGAAAGAAAACCACAUAAAAGCAGCGAGAGUCACGGGGGGAAUCAGACAUGUUGCACUCGUCAGGCUACUUCAUCCUGGUGUGUUUCUGUGGGGGGAAGGAAGGUUGUAGAUAUUGUAUUAUUGCUGCAACAGCAACACAAUAACAAAAGAUCUUUGCACGGUAGUCGCCAAACUUCUGGAAGGUUUUAAUGCGCUUUGUUUGUUUCUCUCCACCUCUUCCUGUCCCCGCUGUUGUGUAUACGCUGUAAAUAUCACCUUGAUGUUAAAAAAAAAAGCAGACGAGGACACUGAAAAGAAGAACAAAAUAAUAAUAACAGGUUGGGUUUUUUUUUGUUGAUCACGCUUCUAUAAAUCUGUCUGUUUCCUUCAGGUGGGAAGGCGCUUUUUAAACUUUUUUUUUGUUGUUGUGACGAGCGAAGACUUUCACUCUUUUUCUCCGUAGUUCAUCACCGUUUAUUUAGUUUUUUUGCAUGGUGACAUACACGUUUUACCUGUCGUCACUUGUUAUGAAUUGUAAGAUUUUAAGGCAAUACGCGGACGGGUCUGACUGUAGAAGCUGCACGCUGUGAGAGUCAAAACUUUCUACACGAGUCCCCGAGGAGGUUUCUUUUGUUUUUGAGGUUGUUGUUUCGUUUCUUCUCUCUCACAACACUGAGCUGUAAAGUGAACGUUUUUAGAAAGCAUGUGGGCUUUUUUUUAUCUCACGAUUAAGUCAAGAUUGUACACUGGAUGAUUUACAAGUUUACCAUUCAAUUUAUAUUUUAGUUUUUUUGUUGUUGUUGUUGAUGCUCACACUCGAGACGAGCACAGCGUCACUUUCGGAUGGCGUUUUCUAUUUUUUAUUACUUAUUUUUUCUGGUUUGGCGACGGUCUCCGUAAACACUGACGUUGGUGGGAUUGCGAUCGGGCUGCGAAGAGAGGAGAGCGGUUCACCUUUUACUUGAUGUUUCUUUUCUUCGUUGAUCUUUUUAAAGGGUGUGAUCGGUGCGAGCGAUGCCGCUUUGAGGCCCAGCUGAAGCCUUUCACAUGUGCAGGAUGUUAGCGUUAAUCAGCACCCUGUGAAUAAAGGUCCGGGGGCAGGGUCAGUGUGAGAGACCGUAGAUUAAAACAUUUAAAAAAAGAUAUAUAUACUGUAAGAAUUUUCGUUAUAUCUUACUGAUUAUUUUAGAGAAAGACAAAAAAUAAACACUUAUUAAAGCUUAGUUGUCUUUCUACACAAUAGAGAACAUAGCUAUAAGAAUUUCUAAAAACAAAACAAAAAAACAAUGUUUUUAUUGUGGUAUUAUUUGUAUUUGUAUUUCAAUUUUUGUACGUAUCAAGACUGUGAACGUAUGUACGGCUGCCAGCCUGUGAGUGUGUGUGUGUGUGUGUGUGUGUGUGUGUGUGUGUGUGUGUGUGCGCGCAGGUGUGCGCACAGGUGUGUGACAUGCAUGUGAGUGUAUGUUUUCACCUUGUCUGAAUCACUGGAAUCAGUCAAAAGACGACCUCAAUCUGGUGACACACAUGUGUGAUGUUGGAAACUCUUCAAAUAAAUGUCCUCUCCUUGUACAGCAACA